AUGUCAAACUUAUCAGUACCAAGACCUCAAACUUUAAGAUCUCAUUCAUCAUCCACUGGUGAAUCAUCCACAACACCACAAAUAAAUGUCUUCCCACAAUUUUUAUCCACAUCCAAUCGUCAUAGAAGUAGUAAAUCUGCAUCUUCUCUCUUGAGAAUCACUAGAACAAACACUAGUAAUAACACCGAAUAUCCCAAUACAAUUCUUUCGGAAGAUACUCAACAUAGUGAACGAUCCAUUGAUGCCGUACCCAGCUCAAGACCAAGUGUCACGUAUCUGGACAAACUCUGGACCCAGAUAGAUGUGUUGGAUGAUGUUAAAAACAUGUCGAAUCAAGUCAAACUUCGUGGUUCAUUCUUCAAUGAUUCUUUUAAUGAAGAAUUAAACCAAUUGAAAGCCAGUCAAAAUAAACUUCUUGAAGUAUUGGCUCUACAACAUACAAAGCUUAAGGAAGAGGAACAAGUUUACAAAUUAACUCAACAAAACAAUUCUACUCUUGGUAAGACAACCAAUGAUUCUUCUGAUUUACUUCAAACGGAAGAAGAGGGUGAAACAAGGGGCGAGGAAUCAAAUAAUGAAUCUACACAAAUGGCAGAAUUUUUCGGUCAUGAUGGUAAUAAUUCUAAAAAUAUCUUGUAUAGGAAACAAGAUUUAAAAGAAUUAGAUAGAUUUAUUGAAGAUAUGAGAGAUAAAUUAAACACAGUUGGGGAGGCAAUGAAGAAUUUUGAUGAAACUACAAGAGAUUUGUGGUAG
Messenger RNA from [Candida] anglica, 753 nucleotides. The record is from the annotation of a GenBank genome assembly. Lineage: Eukaryota; Fungi; Ascomycota; Pichiomycetes; Serinales; Debaryomycetaceae.